AUGACGCAGGAUGUAUCUGAUGAAUUACAAGCUUUGUUUUCCGCAGCCAUCGAAGCCAGCUAUCUUACACGAAACCAAGGCGGCAUCGAACUCUGUGUUGACGCGUUGAAUAGGUUGAAGUCUGCGUCUCUCUCCGUCAACGAUAUUCAACGAUUUUCUAAGUCAAUAUUUCGGUUGGAGACUCUGAGAACUCAUAAAAGCCCUAAGAUCAGUGAAACAAGGGAGAAGAGACCAAUCUCUCUAAAGCCGAAUAAGAAGAAGACGGAGACGCUGCUUGCAAAAACGGAACGGGACAUCAAAGAGUACAAAGAUGAUGGUGGUGGUAAGGUUACAACCAAAACCUUGCUUCCUCCUCCGAGGAGACUCGCUGCUUGCAAAAACCCUAAUUCCGCGGAGAUGGUGGAGCUGUUCGAAGCAGCGAAGAAAGCGGCUGACGUGGCCAACGCUAAGGGUAUUCUCUCUGGCAAAUCAGACGCGUUGAGGUGUGUUGAAGCUAUCUCAUUACUCAUGAAGAUGAACGUCACUCCAAAACCUAAUGAGCCAAGGAGGAUGAUUGAGAGGCUUCAGGUACUUACAAAGCACAAGGACCGUACGAUUUGUAAUGCUGCAAAAGCUCUUCUUCAACUUUGGACGCAGAGGAUCAGAGAACAAGAACGUAAAGCUGCGUCUACAAUCGAUAUGAUUCUUCAGAAACCUAGUCAAGGUCAGCAGAUACGCGGUCAGGGCUUCAAAAGAGAGCCUACAAAGACGAGGAAACUAGUUAUGUGA
Messenger RNA from Brassica napus (rape), 768 nucleotides. RefSeq lists its product as uncharacterized. The coding region runs from base 1 to 768 and encodes 255 amino acids. Lineage: Eukaryota; Viridiplantae; Streptophyta; Magnoliopsida; Brassicales; Brassicaceae. The transcript has 2 exons. Gene Ontology annotation, cellular component: nucleus. The record is from RefSeq and is a predicted model, not a curated record.